Kalmanozyma brasiliensis GHG001 is the source of this 1041-nucleotide messenger RNA. RefSeq names its product Glycosyl transferase, family 8. NCBI's taxonomy places the organism in Eukaryota, Fungi, Basidiomycota, Ustilaginomycetes, Ustilaginales. The record is from RefSeq and is a predicted model, not a curated record. Gene Ontology annotation, molecular function: glycosyltransferase activity. Bases 1 to 1041 code for a protein of 346 amino acids. The transcript has a single exon.
AUGUCGAUUGGCGACGACAGCUCUGCACCGCGGUGCGCGUGGGCAACGCUGCUCACGUCGGAACACCUGCUGCCCGGGCUCAUGGUCUUCGCACACUCGCUGCUCGUGCAACACGCAUCCGCGCACCCGCUGGUCAUCAUGGCAACCGCCAAGCUCUCUCCUCGUGCCCGCUCCAUCCUCUCCUCCAUGCUCCCUUCUGGUCGACUCAUCAUUAGGGACAUCGACCCGAUCUACCCAACCUCGAUCGCGACCGGUCUGGCCUACACACGAUUCAACGAGGUGUGGACGAAACUCCGAGCGUUCUCCCUCACCGAAUUCUCCCGAGUCGCGCUGGUGGAUUCCGACAUGCUGGUGCGCCACAACAUGGACGACCUCUUUUCGGAUCCGUUUGUGUUUGGUACGGAGGGGGAGUGGAUUGGAGCCUCGUGGGCGUGCACUUGCAACCCGAAUCGGAUUGCUACCUACCCGGAAGAGUGGAUUCCUGCCAACUGUGGGUUCACUCCCCAAUGUCUACCCGAAGCCGCAUCAUCCUCGACCAUUGUGCAGCCGGACGAGUCGACGCCCCGACCUGCCAGACUCAUCAACUCCGGCCUUGUCCUGCUGACCCCGUCCCAGGCGACGAUGGAUGAGAUGGUCGAGGCGAUCAACACCGACCCCCGUAUCCCAGAAUAUCGUUUUCCGGAUCAAGACUUCCUAGCCGACUUCUUCUCCCCACAACCCUCCAACCCAAGGCAACGAAACAUCAGGUAUCUGCCGUACAAGUACAACGCGCUGAAAAAGCUCCGCAUCGUCCACCCGAACAUCUGGGAUGACGAGGUGGCGACCAACGUGCACUACAUCUUGGACAAGCCCUGGACGCUAGGUAGGCCAGGUGGGCGGGUGAACACCGAGGGAAAAGAUCCCGAUGCCGUGGUUCACGGUUGGUGGUGGUCCGCAUUCGAUGACGUGCAGAAGGCGAGGGUGGACGGCGCCAAGGGAUGCAUCAAGGUCGCCGAGGAGGAUUGGAAGGACUGCGUCGAGAAGUAUAUGACCCUCGACUAG